CUCAACGAGAGUCAUCGUCACUCCCAGAAGAAACUCAAAAAGGUAAAGACUCGUUGACAUUUCCCUUAAAAGCUUUAUUACAUGCGCUUCUGGGUGUCGGAAAGCGGCGGACUUCAUCCCCAAUUUCUCGAAUUAGGGUUUAAUGGCGAGGCAAAGGCCGAAACAGUUGGAACCAAUCAAGAUUGGUCCUUCCAAGUUGGGUUUUGAUGGUGAAGAAGACGGUUGGAUUUUUGUUAAAAAGCAGCGAGUCAUCAUUGUAUUGCCUUCUCUUCCUCUUCCUGAACCUUUCACUGCGGAAAAGCCUGCAACUUCUCAAUCACAAUCCGAGCUGAGAGACUUUGUUGCUGAUACUCAAGAAACUACUCAUGUUCACGCUGUGGUGCCUUCUCUUCCUCUACCUGAACAAUUCAUACUGCAGAAGCCUGCAACUUUUCAAUCACAAGCUGAGUUAAAAGACGUAAUUGCGGAUAUACAUCAAACUGCUCCUGCUCACACAAUGGCGCCUUCUCUUCCUCCACCUGAGCAUUUUAUUUUGCAAAAGUCUGCAACUUCUCAAUCACAAGCUGAGUUAAGAGACGUAAUUGCGGAUAUGCAUGAAACUACUCCUCUUCCUCCACCUGAGCAUUUCAUUCGUCAAAAGCCUGAAACUUCUAAGUUACAAGUUGAGUUAAGAGCAAAUAGGCACCAAAAGUCUCUUGUUCACACAAUGGUUCCGUCUCUUCCGGUAGCUGAACAGAUCCAGAUCGCUGUGAAGAAACCUGCAACUUCGCAAUCACAAACUGGAUUAAGAGUGGAGACGCCCAAAGCUACUCUUUUUCACACUGUGGUGCCUUUUCUUCCAGUAACUGAACAUCGCACUUUGCAGAAGCCUGCAACUUCUCAGUCACAUGCUGAGUCAAGAUCUGAGACGCGCAAAGCUACUCUUGUUCACACAGUGAAGCCUUCUCUUCCUGUACUUGAAUAUUGCACUUCGCAGAAGGCUACAACUUCUCAGUUACAAGCUGAGCCGAGAGACUUUGUAGCGGAUGCUCACGAAACAACUGGUUUUCACGCUGUGGAACCUGAGGCAUGUCCUGACUUCACCUCAGUAGACAAACCGGAGAUAGUAACGGGUCGGGACCUCACAACCAGGAAAGCUCCAGGACCAAGGAGAUCACUGCAAGAUUGUAGAAUGGAUCCGGAAAGAAGAUUGGCGAUUCAAAGGAGCCGUACAGGUUACAAGCCCACCAUGAGGUUUCCUAAAGUGAUGUGCAGCUCUGUUGUUAUGGAUAAUGAGAAGCUUAGAGUGGUGAAUCUGGAGAAGAAGGUUGAGAAAGCUGGCGGAUUAAACGAAUGGGUUGGAUCAAUAGGAUUGGGGAGAGAGUUUGAGAGGAUGUUGAGAGGACAGAGGAUGAGUAAGUUUCAAAUGGCGAAUUUGACAAUGGAGAAGCUUAAGCAUAUGGGUGCUUUAGCCGUUGGACCAAGAAGAAAGCUUAUACAUGCCAUUCGCUGUGUCUAUCACCCACAUUGUCUUCGUGCUUCCUUUAACUAAAUUACAAACUUUUUGGAAUUUAGUCAUUCAUUGUCCAAUAAAAACCAUUGAUAUCGCUUGUUUGAUGAAAAAGAUUUUCAAUUUUGGGAAACCAAAUUUAACUAUAACACGUA
Molecule: messenger RNA, 1644 nt
Organism: Eutrema salsugineum
Lineage: Eukaryota; Viridiplantae; Streptophyta; Magnoliopsida; Brassicales; Brassicaceae
Exons: 2
Coding region: 143-1531 (462 amino acids)
Molecular function (GO): protein binding
Source: RefSeq, a predicted model, not a curated record